This is a messenger RNA of Camelina sativa (false flax), 4022 nucleotides long. RefSeq lists its product as uncharacterized. Gene Ontology annotation, biological process: mitotic G2 DNA damage checkpoint signaling; mitotic DNA replication checkpoint signaling; DNA replication initiation. NCBI's taxonomy places the organism in Eukaryota, Viridiplantae, Streptophyta, Magnoliopsida, Brassicales, Brassicaceae. The record is from RefSeq and is a predicted model, not a curated record.
CUGAAAAAUUCCCGCGUCCCCCGAUUUGAGAGUUCCGCCACAGUCCCAGUCAGUUUACCACACGCGCCGAUUCACUCACCGGGCUUGUCGAAUCUCGUGCUAUGCUUCAAAGUUCGAGCAUCCCACCUUCUUCCGCCGAUCCUAGGGUUUUAAUUUCUUCCAAAUAACCACCGUGAAGCUCUGACAAACUAGUCGACUAGUGCGCGGUUAGGUUUUGCCGGCGGCGAUGAAGACGACGCAACUAUUUAAAGGUUCCAACGUCUUUAUGUCUCGGAAUCUGGUUCCCCCUGAAGUCUUCGAUACACUUCUCGAUGCUUUCAAACUCAACGGUGCCGAAAUCGUCCUCUGCUGCGACCCUUCUCGGAGCGGUCCCUCCGAUUUUCAUGUCAUCGCUUCUCCCGAUCAUGAGAAAUUCAAGAGUCUUACAGCCAAGGGUUGUAACUUGAUUGGUCCACAGUGUGCCCUCUCCUGUGCAAAAGAGGGUAGACCGCUGCCACAAGGGGGAUUCACUUGUUGUCUAGCGAUGGAGGGUCUGAAAGUUCUUGCUUCUGGUUUCCUGAUGGAUGAGAAGGUCAAGAUCAGAGAGAUGGUUACUUCCAUGGGGGGAGUUUUUCUUUCCAAAUCUUCUUCUGAUGUCAACUUCGUCAUUGUCAAAAAUGUCUUGGCUGCUAAGUACAAGUGGGCUCUGAAUACUCAGAAGAAGCCAGUUGUUACACUGAAUUGGUUACAUCAGUGUUGGACUGAGCACCGUGUGGUUCCCCAGGAACCAUAUAAGGUUCCUCCUUUUUCUGGAUUGACAAUCUGUGUCACAAGAAUUCCAGGAGAUGAGCGUAAGGGAAUGGAGAAGGUUAUUUCAGAAUAUGGAGGGAGCUACUCUGGUGAGCUAACAAGGAGUUGUACACAUCUGAUCGCUGAUGCUGCCGAAGGUGACAAAUACAAAGUUGCUCGAAAAUGGGGUCACAUUCAAAUUGUCACACGGAAAUGGUUUCAGCAGUCCAUCGAUAGAAAAGUCUGUCUCAGUGAAGAGUCAUAUCCUGUUCUCAGUUCCAUACCCUUGGCACGAGGGUUGCGUGAUAAAGGAAUCCAUCAUAAUGUUCAAGAAAAGUUUCCUUUGCCCACAGCUGUGUCUGUGUCUGUGGCAGAUUCAUAUGCUUCUUGUGCUCAGUCUAGAGACUCAGAUAUAGAAGCUUCUGCCUCACAAAAUAUUUUUUCCACUUCUAUGAACCCCAGUACCGAUGUUAAAGAACCAAGUGAAGGCCCACAUACAAGGCCGCAAGAGCAAGAUAUUGAUGGUUGUACUGCCAGAGAUUCAGAAUCCGAAGACAAUGACCUGUACUUAUCAGAUUGUAGAAUUUUUCUGCUUGGUUUUGAAGCUUCUGAAAUGCGUAGACUUUUUAAGUUGGUCUGUAGAGGUGGUGGAACGCGGUAUAUGCUGCUAAACGAAAGCAUGACUCACAUUGUUGUUGGAACUCCUUCAGAGAGUGAGAAAAGAGAGGUGAGGAGUAUUGCAGCUUCUGGUGUCGUUCAAGUAGUCACACCCAGUUGGCUUGAAGAUUGUGAUCGUGAGAAAAAAGAAAUUCCAGUUCAUCAAUUAUAUACUGCUACCCAUUUGAUUCUUCCAAGAGAUUCUGCAUGCUUGACCAAGGGAUCAUUUGCAGGGAUGUCAAGUAUGGAACAGGGUAAAAAUACUCUCGGUCAGACCAUGGCAUAUGAUUCAUCUUCAAGGAGUAUCAAUGUUUCAAAUGGGCCAGCAACUUUUCUGGGAAACAAAGAAGCAAUGCAGGAAUUUGGCAGGAAAGAUGAGAUUCAUGCGGAAAGGAAAAUAGUAUCACCCAAGCAAAAAGAAACACUUAUUUCCCCUGUAACUAGUAAAAGCAAAGAACAACAGAGUAAUCAAUAUGAAUUCAAUGGUCAAAACGUGAAUGAAAGAAUGUCAUCUGUAUUUAAGGGGAAGACAUUUUGUUUCUCGCAUUCUUUUCCUGAAGAUCGGCGACCUGAAAUCGUGGAAUGGGUGAAUCAAGGUGGAGGAGAAGUGGUGGUAAAUGAUCCUCUGAUAAAUAACGCAGACUUUACUAUUGAAUCCCAUGGUGGGUUCCGAAGUGCCGGGACUACCCAUAUUAGCUAUGUCUCAAGUCAUUGGGUUCGAUCUUGUUUAGAGGAUGGUUGUUUAGUUGCUGUUAGUAGUCAUAUCGUCUACUCACCUCUUCCCUGCCAGACACCUUUGCCUGGAUUCGAAAGCUUUUGCAUUUGUAGUUCCCAACAGGACGACAAGGAUAUAAAACUCCUGUCAAAUUUGUGUUAUGUACUUGGAGCAAAAUUUGUGAAAAAACUAACCAAGAAAGUGACUCACUUGCUAUGCAACUACGCUAACGGAAGUAAGUAUGAGACAGCUUCCAAAUGGGGAAUAGUUUCCGUGACACCUGACUGGGUUUAUGAAUGUGUUAGACAGAAUCAAGUUGUUAGUCCUAACAACUUCCAUCCAAAGGAAUUGACAACUCAAGACAGAGAAGCAGGUUCUGGCGCAAGUCAGUUUCAUACACAGUUUUUGCCAAUGUCCUCAAGGGACAAUGUGUCUCUACUUGUAAGCCACUCUGAAGAGAGGGAAUAUAUUCAAGAUUUUUCUGGCAAAAACGGUAAAGGUGAAGUAAAUAACAGACUUGGAGAAGCUGGAAGGGAACAGACUUUUCCGUCUAAGAAGGCAAAACUUUUCAAAGAUGGUCAAGAAAGUCAUGUGUCUCUACUUGUAAGCCACUCUGAAGAGAGGGAAUAUAUUCAAGAUUUUUCUGGCAAAAACGGUAAAGGUGAAGUAAAUAACAGACUUGGAGAAGCUGGAAGGGAACAGACUUUUCCGUCUAAGAAGGCAAAACUUUUCAAAGAUGGUCAAGAAAGUCAUGUGUCUCUACUUGUAAGCCACUCUGAAGAGAGGGAAUAUAUUCAAGAUUUUUCUGGCAAAAACGGUAAAGGUGAAGUAAAUAACAGACUUGGAGAAGCUGGAAGGGAACAGACUUUUCCGUCUAAGAAGGCAAAACUUUUCAAAGAUGGUCAAGAAAGUCAUGUGUCUCUACUUGUAAGCCACUCUGAAGAGAGGGAAUAUAUUCAAGAUUUUUCUGGCAAAAACGGUAAAGGUGAAGUAAAUAACAGACUUGGAGAAGCUGGAAGGGAACAGACUUUUCCGUGUAAGAAGGCAAAACUUGUCAAAGAUGGUCAAGAAAGUCAUGUGUUUCCUGUGGAAGAGCCUCCAAGCAAUUGUGAUCGCCCUUCGAAGUCCGGAGAAGGCAAUGUCUCUGGAAAUGAUACAGCAAGUAGUCGUGAAGUUCCAGAUGUGGCUGAUGCAAUUGAGGAUCUGUCGGAGCAGACAAGUAAAAUUCAACAUCAGAAGUCUCCUGGGAGGAUUUCAGAAAAGACUGUAUCCUUACAGUUUGUGUGUUCAUUCAAUCUUCUUAUUUUUUCUCUUUCUCUGAGUUAUCAAUAUUUGGCAUUGUUUGACUCCUUGAUGAUAAAACAGCUUUUUUCAACUAGUGAACAAUACAAUACCGGAAAUCACUCUGUCACUGGGCUGUCUAGACACUGGAUAAACAGGGUACAUAAGAAUGACGACACGGGCAGUCCUCCAGGAAAUGUAACUACAGGCACUUACGGAAACUUUAGUGAGACGCAGACAGAAUCGCAGGUUGUUAGUUACGAGGAAGAUCUUUCAGGAAGGCAGAUGCUUAUAGACAGAGUUAGAACACGAAAUAGCUUAACGUAAAGAAACAAGGGGAGGUGGUCGUUGAGAUAGAAUCAUCAAACGUGUGUCAGUGUACUGAUGAGAAUUACAGUGUAAUGUUGCAAAAACAUCCAUUAAAGAGACAAUAGCCACAUCAAACAAUAUAUACAGAUCACCGUUUUUUUUUCUUUUCUUUUUUGAUAAAGUAUAAUGAGAUCACCGAGAGAGUAUCUGUUGACGAACGUGAGGUAUAUAAUUUUUGUUGCUUGUAACUUUUCUUUUAAUGUUAUCCAGAUCCAGGUUAGCAACUCACCUA